AUGUCCUCCGUCAACGAUAACGCCCCCUCGCCGCUCCCGGCGGAUGGGGUGAGCAAGCGCAAACAAGGCUCCGCAGCUUGUGUCCACUGUCACCGGCGCAAGGUUCGCUGCGAUGCCCGUACCGUCGGGACACCCUGCACUAACUGUCGCGCCUCCGGAAAGGCCGACUGUCGCAUACACGAAAAGAAAAAGCGUCUUGCAAGUGGCCAUGCUACACCAGUAUCUGGAGGCCUUCCGCAACAUGGAUUUCAGCAAGGCACGGGAUCGGAUACAUUUGGCCGCCACGGCCCCGAUAUGGCGCAUGCCCACGAGGCACACACGGAGAUGGAGCAACAUCUCGUCAAAUUGAUAGAUGAAGAGGAAUCCGGCAGAAGAGAGAUCCAAAGAGGCGUGCGCGCCUUCUAUGUCGGACAUGAACAUUCCAACAUGUCAUUCUUGUUCCGACAACAACGAGAACAAGAUGACGAUGUAUACCAUUUUGCGAGCAACGAAAUCCCACGGCGUCAAAUGAAGACGGGUCACGAUCAGCUUCUUAUGGAUGCUCUAACACUUCCAGAACCGGCUCUGGCAGAUGAAUUGGUCCAGGCUUAUUUCACAUACGUCAAUCCGGGGUACCCUAUCGUCGACGAAGAUUUAUUCAUGACGCAAUACCGAAAUCGAGAUCCUGCAGAUCCUCCGCCAGUUCUACUUCUUCAAGCAAUUUUGCUAGUUGGGGCGCAUGUUUCUCGUGGAAAAGCAGAGCGAGACGCUCUCAAAGAAAUUUUUUUCCGCCGCACCAAGUAUCUGUUUGACAAUCGUAUCGAGCGAAAUCGCGACAUUCUUGUUCAAGCGGCCCUUCUUUUGACGUGGCAUUCUGAUAGCGCAGAUGAUGAUGUUGCUGCAGAUGCUCACUUUUGGGUUGGAGCCGCUGCACGUAUCGCCACGGGACUUGGAAUGCACCGUAAUCCCGUCUCCAGUAGCUUCGUGACUCGCGAUCGGCGAAUGUGGCGGAGAGUUUGGUUCAUUCUGGUCCAAUUUGAUGUGUUGAUUUCCCUGUCAUAUGGCCGACCUCAAGCGAUCAAUUUGGACGAUUCCGAUGUGUCUCCGUUGACGCCCGCCGAUUUUGAGAAUUGCGGCCCUCUUGUACAAGCAGAUUAUGUGAUCCAUUUUACCGAACUAUGUACGAUGAUUUCGUACCUCAUUCGCGAUCGAUUUGGACUUCGGGCAAGCGAGGAACGGCGAAAGGCCGUCCUUCAGGAAGCCGACGGAUCACUGGCAACCUGGUCUCUGAAACUUCCUGAUAAUCUUCGCCUUCGUGCGUCUGAUAUGGACCCUUGGUCCGCCAUGCUCCAUUUGACCUACAACAACUUCCUCAUUCUGCUGCAUCGGCCCCAUCCAAGAGCCUCGGCCUAUUCCGAUGAUUAUGGCCCUCACGAUGCAGAAAUUUGUAGUGCGGCCGCCGGGGUUAUAGCCUCAAUAUUCGAAGAGCUCAGGAUGCAUGAGCGCUUGAAGUUCCUUUGGUACACUGGCGUCCAUACACUCUUCACGGCCAUGAUUCAAGUCCGAGUUGAGCUCCGCUUCUCCAAUCCUGUUCUUGCCAUCAAUGCCUUACGCCGCUUUGAUUCCGCCUCUUACUCGCUGCGCGAGUUAGCUCAAUACUGGGUUCAUGCUGGCACAAUCCUGCGACUCUUCGAAGACUCUAAGCGUCUGCAAGAGGAUCUUCGGAUGGCAACUACGGAACGACCCAAGCCGUUUAACGACACUCAUCACGCGCAUAAGAUGCCCGUUGCCUCUCCUGUUCCAUCAAUUACCAUGCAAACCCCCGGACCACUCUCUUUCGGUGUGGCCACUCCCGAAUCUACCCCUCUCCAACAGACGACCCUCUCACCACAACCCAAUCCUCAAUUCAAUAAUUGGAUUGCCCCUCUCCGGCUUAAUGUUGGCCCGCUAGAAAGGAACGAUCCUUUCUCAAGCAGCAUGCAAGUGGAUUCCAUUGAGCCAGCUCGCGACUACCCGGACUGGCGACAGUUGUUUGCCUUCGGUGAUGUAGACCUACCUCCCCUGUGGGCGUGGAAGGUCUGCCCGAGCUUGAAGAUGAAUGGCGGCAGAUAUACUGGCAGGAUGCCCCGAUGGCCGAUCUUAUUCACGAUGGAGGAUGGAUACAUAGCUAGCUUUGACUCGCUACCUCUGGUUGAUGACUGUAUAGAGCUGUCAUCUCUUCCAUCGCCUGCUCUCCACACACCUUUUCUACUUUGA
Penicillium mononematosum is the source of this 2235-nucleotide messenger RNA. RefSeq lists its product as uncharacterized. Lineage: Eukaryota; Fungi; Ascomycota; Eurotiomycetes; Eurotiales; Aspergillaceae. Gene Ontology annotation, biological process: DNA-templated transcription; regulation of DNA-templated transcription. The transcript has 4 exons. The record is from RefSeq and is a predicted model, not a curated record. Gene Ontology annotation, molecular function: DNA-binding transcription factor activity, RNA polymerase II-specific; zinc ion binding; DNA binding. Bases 1 to 2235 code for a protein of 744 amino acids.